UCCUCCUCCGCCUCCUCAGGCCCGGCCAGGGCUCCCUCCGCCAUGGGCUCCCUGUUCCGCAGCGAGACGAUGUGCCUGGCGCAGCUCUUCCUCCAGGCGGGCUCGGCCUACGAGUGCCUCAGCGCCCUGGGCGAGCGCGGCCUCGCCCACUUCCGAGACCUCAAUCCAAGCACCAGUGUCUUCCAAAGGAAAUAUGUGGGUGAAGUUAAGAAGUGUGAAGAGAUGGAAAGGAUACUUGGAUACCUUGUGCAAGAAAUUAAGAGAGCGGACAUUCCUCUACCAGAAGGAGAUGUUACCCCUGCUGCCCCUCCGUUUAAGCAGAUGCUGGAGAUUCAGGAGCAGUUGCAGAAGUUGGAGGUGGAGUUGAGAGAAGUGACAAAAAAUAAAGAGAAGCUGAGGAAGAAUCUCCUUGAGCUGACGGAAUAUACCCACAUGCUACGCGUCACCCGGUCCUUUGUCAGAAGAACUGAGUUCGAGUCCUGUUUACUUACAAAUUAUGAAGAAUUCCCAACUUUAGAAACAGACCGCUUAGUGGACUACAACUGCAUGCAUAGACUCGGUGCCAAACUGGGAUUUAUAUCUGGCUUAGUUCACCGAGCAAAAAUUGAAGCCUUUGAAAAAAUGCUGUGGCGAGUCUGCAAAGGAUAUACAAUUGUUUCUUAUUCAGAAGUGGACGAGUGCCUAGAAGAUCCAGAUACCGGAGAACCUACCAAAUGGUUUGUUUUCUUAAUAUCUUAUUGGGGUGAACAGAUAGGCCAGAAAGUUAAGAAAAUAUGUGACUGCUACCAUUGCCAUGUCUACCCCUAUCCCAGCACCCCUGAGGAGCGCCGAACAGUUAUGGAAGGACUCCAGGUUCGCAUUCAGGAUCUUCAUAUGGUACUGCAUAAAACUGAAGAUUAUUUACGGCAAGUUUUGUGCAAGGCGUCUGAGUCUAUCUACACCUGGGAUGUCCAAGUGAAGAAGAUGAAGGCCAUUUACCACGUGCUGAAUCUCUGCAGCUUUGAUGUCACCAACAAAUGCCUGAUUGCUGAGGUCUGGUGCCCACUGUCUGACCUGCCAAACAUGCGCCGAGCCCUCGAGGAAGGAUCUAGUGAAAGUGGAGCGUCCGUCCCUUCGUUCAUGAACACGAUACCAACAAAAGAAACACCUCCAACUUUGAUACGUACCAAUAAAUUCACCUGUGGAUUCCAGGACAUUGUUGAUGCUUAUGGGAUUGGGAGCUACAGGGAAGUUAAUCCAGCUCUCUUCACCAUCAUCACCUUUCCCUUCUUAUUUGCUGUGAUGUUUGGAGAUUGUGGACAUGGCUUCAUAAUGUUCUUGUUUGCUUUGUUCAUGGUAUUAUAUGAAAAACACCCCAAAUUCCUGCGAUCACAAGACGAGAUCAUGAAGAUGUUUUUUCAAGGACGAUACAUCAUCUUGCUGAUGGGACUGUUUUCUGUAUACACUGGCCUGAUCUACAAUGACUGUUUUUCAAAGUCUUUGAAUAUAUUUGACUCCCACUGGAACGUUUCACAAAUGUUUGCUGUGGAGUGGCGUGAGGAGGACUUGAAGAAUCAGUAUUUGAUGUUAAAUCCAAAUGCGACUGGAGUAUUCAUAGGACCUUAUCCUUUUGGCAUAGAUCCGAUUUGGAACCUGGCAAACAAUCGCCUCAGUUUCUUGAAUUCCUUCAAAAUGAAAAUGUCUAUAAUUAUUGGAGUGACCCACAUGACGUUUGGGGUCAUCUUAGGAGGAUUAAACCACUUGCAUUUCAGGAAGAAGUACAAUAUCUAUUUGGUGUUCAUUCCUCAACUUCUGUUCAUUCUGUCCAUCUUUGGAUACCUGGUUUUUAUGAUCAUCUAUAAAUGGUUGGCUUUUAGCGCCAAGAACUCUGAGUCGGCUCCCAGCAUUUUGAUUUUGUUCAUUAACAUGUUCCUGUUUCCUAAUAAGAGAGAACCACACAUCUUUUUCGAAGGACAGAUGAUUGUACAGAAAUUUCUCCUGUCUAUUGCUGUGCUUUCAGUCCCAGUGCUGCUUUUUGGAAAACCACUUUAUUUAUACUGGUUGAGCAAUGGAGGCCAAAGCAUCGGAGCAUACAGAAAAGGCUACCGGUUAGUACGAAAAGAAAGUGAAGAAGAAAUUGCUCUGUUGAGAACUCACGAUAUUGAAGAAGGAAGCAGCUCUUUGGACCACAGGCACAAAGAUGAGGAGAAAGAAGAGUUUAACUUUGCAGAUGUAUUCAUGGAUCAAGCUAUCCAUACCAUUGAAUACUGUCUAGGAUGCAUCUCCAACUCUGCUUCAUACCUCAGGCUCUGGGCUCUUAGUUUGGCCCAUGCACAAUUAUCAGAAGUCCUCUGGGCAAUGAUCAUGAGAGUGGGCCUUCAUGUGGAUGCGACUUAUGGGAUCAUCCUUCUCAUACCGGUUUCAGCCUUAUUUAUGGUUCUAACAAUAUUCAUUCUUUUAGUCAUGGAAGGUCUUUCUGCUUUUCUACAUGCUGUACGACUUCACUGGGUAGAAUUUCAGAACAAGUUCUACUCAGGCGAAGGAUACAAGUUCACACCUUUCUCCCUUCAAGACAUUUCUGUACAUUGUAAUAGAUACAUUGCAUAGUUUGGCUGCUGUAGUCAGUACAUCUCUAGAGUUGUUUGAAAAUAAUCAUGUACCUAUUUGUCAUUCUUGUACAGUUCAUUGUAGAAAAGAACAACACUGAUUGCCUUACAAUGCAUCCAAAUAAUUUUGUAAUAUAUAACCUCACAUUUGGAUUUUGCAAACAUGGAUUUCUGGUAAAUAGUCAUAAAAAUGUCUGUGUUUUCCAGUCAUGAGCACAUAUAAAUUGAUUUUAAAACUGA
Molecule: messenger RNA, 2825 nt
Organism: Lacerta agilis (Sand lizard)
Lineage: Eukaryota; Metazoa; Chordata; Lepidosauria; Squamata; Lacertidae
Gene: ATP6V0A2
Product: ATPase H+ transporting V0 subunit a2
Exons: 20
Coding region: 43-2586 (847 amino acids)
Biological process (GO): vacuolar acidification; proton transmembrane transport
Cellular component (GO): vacuolar proton-transporting V-type ATPase, V0 domain; plasma membrane; vacuolar proton-transporting V-type ATPase complex
Molecular function (GO): ATPase binding; proton-transporting ATPase activity, rotational mechanism
Source: RefSeq, a predicted model, not a curated record